Mus musculus (house mouse) is the source of this 2942-nucleotide messenger RNA. RefSeq names its product integrin beta 2-like (gene Itgb2l). The coding region runs from base 125 to 2512 and encodes 795 amino acids. The transcript is spliced from 15 exons. Gene Ontology annotation, cellular component: plasma membrane. Lineage: Eukaryota; Metazoa; Chordata; Mammalia; Rodentia; Muridae. The record is from RefSeq and is a predicted model, not a curated record.
GGAGCUGACAGAAGAGGAAGCACCAGACUCAUAAGGUGUGUCUGCCACAAGCGUCCAGAGAGCUAUAAGGAGCUGAAGAAUCUCCAGCCUCUCUGAGCCAAGGCCUCCAGGGAGCAAAGUGGACAUGCUGGGCCAGUGCACUCUGCUACCUGUCCUAGCUGGGCUGCUGUCUCUGGAAUCUGCACUGUCUCAGUUGUGUACCAAGGACAAUGUGAGCACCUGUCAGGACUGUAUCCGGUCAGGGCCCAGCUGUGCCUGGUGCCAGAAGCUGAACUUCACAGGGCGAGGGGAGCCCGACUCAGUUCGCUGUGAUACACCAGAGCAACUGUUGCUAAAAGGCUGCACAUCUGAGUACCUCGUGGACCCCAAGAGUCUUGCUGAAUCCCAGGAAGACAAGGAGAGGGACCAGAGGCAGCUGUCUCCACGAAAUGUGACAGUUUUCUUAAGACCGGGUCAAGCGGCAACAUUCAAAGUGGACUUCCAGCGGACCCAGGACAACUCUGUUGACCUGUACUUCCUGAUGGGCCUCUCUGGCUCUGCGCAAGGCCACCUCUCCAAUGUCCAGACACUGGGCAGUGACCUGCUCAAAGCCCUCAAUGAGAUCUCCAGGUCAGGCCGAAUCGGCUUUGGAUCCAUUGUGAACAUGACCUUCCAGCACAUCCUGAAGCUGACUGCGGACUCCAGCCAAUUUCAGAGGGAGCUGAGGAAGCAACUGGUUUCUGGAAAGCUGGCUACCCCCAAGGGACAGCUGGAUGCUGUGGUUCAAGUUGCCAUAUGCCUGGGAGAAAUCGGCUGGCGCAAUGGGACCCGAUUUCUGGUGCUUGUUACUGACAACGAUUUCCACUUGGCUAAAGACAAGACUCUGGGUACCAGACAGAACACCAGCGAUGGUCGCUGUCACCUGGACGACGGCAUGUACAGGAGCAGGGGAGAACCUGACUACCAGUCAGUGGUCCAGCUGGCAAGCAAACUGGCUGAAAACAACAUCCAGCCCAUCUUCGUGGUGCCCUCAAGGAUGGUGAAAACCUAUGAGAAACUUACCACAUUCAUCCCCAAGCUGACCAUUGGGGAGCUGUCAGAUGACUCCAGCAACGUGGCACAGCUCAUCAGGAACGCCUACAGUAAACUCUCCUCCAUUGUUGUGCUGAACCACAGCACCAUCCCCAGCAUCCUGAAAGUUACCUACGACUCCUACUGCAGCAAUGGAACAUCAAAUCCAGGCAAACCCAGCGGGGACUGCAGUGGUGUACAGAUCAAUGACCAGGUCACCUUCCAGGUUAACAUCACAGCUUCAGAGUGCUUCCGGGAGCAGUUCUUUUUCAUCCAGGCACUGGGCUUCAUGGAUUCAGUGACCGUGCGGGUCCUUCCCCUGUGUGAGUGCCAGUGCCAGGAGCAGAGUCAACACCACAGCCUCUGUGGAGGCAAGGGAGCCAUGGAGUGUGGCAUCUGCAGGUGCAACUCUGGCUACGCUGGGAAAAACUGUGAGUGCCAGACACAGGGCCCGAGCAGCCAGGAUCUGGAGGGAAGCUGCCGGAAGGACAAUAGUUCCAUCAUGUGCUCGGGGCUGGGAGACUGUAUCUGUGGGCAGUGUGAGUGCCACACCAGUGACAUCCCCAACAAAGAGAUCUAUGGGCAAUACUGCGAGUGCAACAAUGUCAACUGUGAGAGAUAUGAUGGCCAAGUCUGCGGUGGCCCAGAAAGAGGCCACUGCUCCUGUGGCCGAUGCUUUUGUCGUUACGGCUUCGUGGGCUCAGCCUGCCAGUGCCGGAUGUCCACUUCAGGCUGUCUGAACAACAGGAUGGUGGAGUGCAGUGGCCAUGGUCGAUGCUACUGUAACAGAUGCCUCUGUGACCCGGGCUACCAGCCACCACUGUGUGAGAAGCGUCCUGGCUAUUUCCAUCGCUGCUCCGAGUACUACUCCUGUGCCAGGUGCUUGAAAGACAACAGUGCAAUAAAAUGCAGAGAGUGUUGGAAUCUGCUGUUUUCCAACACCCCCUUCAGUAACAAGACCUGCAUGACUGAACGGGACUCAGAGGGCUGUUGGACAACCUACACUCUAUAUCAGCCAGACCAGAGUGACAUCAAUUCCAUCUACAUAAAGGAGAGCCUAGUGUGUGCAGAAAUCUCCAAUACCACCAUCCUACUGGGCGUUAUAGUGGGCGUCUUGCUGGCUGUUAUCUUCCUGCUGGUUUACUGUAUGGUUUACCUGAAGGGAACCCAGAAGGCUGCCAAGCUCCCCAGAAAGGGUGGGGCUCAAAGCACACUGGCACAGCGUAAGUGGCUAGGCUGUGUGAGCCUACACCUUCCUGCCCUUUGUGACUUCUCACACUGUGGGUUGUGGCUGUUUCUGAAGUUCUGCAUACACCCUGCCCCAGCAGCUCAGCUGAGUGUGCAUACUAUGAAAUCUCUACCCUUAAUAUCUAAUACCUUCCACUUCUGUCUUGGUCCUCAAAGUAACGUCUUUAAACUGGACAUCCCCAGAAGGCAGCCCCAGAAGCCCUCCCUGUACUAACAAGGACAUGUUUGUUUUCUCCCUGGAAGAGCCUCAUUUCCAAGAACCCCACCAUGUGGAGCCAGUGUGGAAUCAAGAGAGACAGGGUACCCAAUGAAGGUGAGGCACCAAGACCAACUGGAUGGGACCAGCAAACCAUGCUUCCUCCACCCUAUGACCAAUCAGGACAUGACUUACACUCACCACAGAAGCAGCAGCACAACAAAAGGUGUUAUAGUAUUUCUUUCCACAAUGGCCAACCUGCCAGGUCUUCUGUGGACUUCUUUCUAGGGACAGCAUCUCUAGGGACAGCAUCCCUUUCUGGCCCAUGCAGUCAUUCAUAAAGCUUGAGAAAGAAACUUCCUAAGUCUUAGAAGUUCAGACACAUGUUUUUCUGUGUAAAAAUUAAGAAACAAGUUCAAUUAAAUGUAGCGAUAAUUUAUAUGUUAAA